This is a messenger RNA of Nerophis lumbriciformis (worm pipefish), 1950 nucleotides long. Lineage: Eukaryota; Metazoa; Chordata; Actinopteri; Syngnathiformes; Syngnathidae. The record is from RefSeq and is a predicted model, not a curated record.
AUGGCGGACAUCAAAACGGGAAUAUUCGCUAAAAAUGUGCAGAAGAGGCUGAACAGGGCGCAGGAGAAGGUGCUGCAGAAGCUGGGAAAAGCCGACGAAACCAAAGAUGAACAGUUUGAACAAGUUGUCAUCAACUUCAGGAGGCAAGAGUCUGAAGGUUCGCGCCUGCAGAGGGAGAUGAAGGCCUACAUGGCUGCUAUUAAAGGAAUGCAACAGGCUUCUAUCAACCUGACGCAGUCCCUACACGAGGUCUACGAACCCGACUGGCACGGAAAAGAUGACGUCUUGACUAUCGGCAAGGACUGUGAUGCACUGUGGGAAAAUUUCCACAACAAGCUGGUGGACUCGACACUGCUGAAUCUGGACGGAUACUUGCUCCAGUUUCCUGACCUGAAGACUCGUGUGGCCAAAAGAAGCCGAAAACUCAUCGACUACGACAGCGCACGUCACCAUGUAGAAACGCUGCAGAUGUCCGGCAUGAAAAAUGACCGCAAAAUGCUGAAGGCCGACGAGGAGCUGAGAAAGGCCCAGAGAGUGUUCGACGAGCUCAACGUUGGUUUGCAAGAUGAACUUCCGACUCUCUGGGACAGCCGAGUUGGGUUCUACAUCAGCACCUUCAAGAGCGUGACCAGUCUGGAAGCCAAAUUUCACCGGGAGAUUUCGCUGGUGUGUAAGCAGCUAUAUGAAGUGAUGAUGCAACUUAGCGAACAACACGCUGACAAAAUGUUCACCAUCCAAGGAGCACCGAGCGAUUCGGGACCGCUGCGUCUUGCUCGGACGCCGUCGCCACCAGAAGACGAAAGCCCGCCCGAGAGUCCGGAAGCCACAGCCUCCAAUCACACGCUGCGCCCGGUCUCUCCCGGACCUCCACGCCCCAAAUCUCCCAUGCAGAUGAAAAAGGGCCCUCCAGUGCCUCCGCCCCCCAAAGUCACCCCUUCCAAGGAGGUGGUGGAGGAGCAAAUCAUAGACCUGUUUGGAGGAGAGUUUUUACCAGCGCCGUCGCCAUCCCAGCCCAAUGAGAGGCCAGGAGAAUCUCUCCUCGAUCUCGAUUUUGACGCCUUCCAACCAGAUGAAAGUGUGUCGCCAGUACCGCAGACUGCUGUGCCUUGGGAUACGUGGUCGGCUCAGCCAGCCCAGACUGCUUCAGAAGGCGGGUUUGUCCCUGACUGGUCAGCAGACUUUGGUUCGGCGGCUACUGACGGGGAGGCCACAGCAGGGGAGGUCGCCGCAGGGGAGGCAUCUGAGGGGGCAGAGGGCGGGGAUCACCAAGGCAACGGAGAUGAGCUUCCUCCUCCUUCCAAGGACAGUGAGGCAGCCGAGGAUGAGGAUGCCACUGGCCCAUCAUUCUUUGCUGAUUUUGAUAAAAUGAAUGAAGUAAAAGCUGGAGCGGUUGAUGCUUCGGAGAUGCCAAAUUCAGAGCCUGAUGCUGGUGAAGAAGUGCCCCCGGCAUCCCUGGUUGAUGAAGAAGCAGGAAGUUGUGCCGCUCCGCUGGACGAAAAGCCCUUUGAAUCUGUUUCUGUUCCAGAAGAAAAGAAGGAAAGUCCUGUGGACGAAACUUCGGAAACCAUGCCCAUCCCAUCUGUGGUGAUCGAGCCAGCCUCGAGCAACGAAGGUGAUGACGAUCGCGACGCGGACAUAAUCUCACCGUCUGCUAUUAGCGACAAUGGCGCAGUGUCCGACAAGCAACCAGUCAAAAACCCGAGUUCGUGUCCAGGGGGACUCCCUGACGACUUCAUGUACAAGGUGGAGACGAUGCACGACUUCGAGGCAGCCAACAGCGAUGAGCUGGACCUGAAGCAAGGCGACGUGGUUCUGGUGGUUCCCACCGCCUCGGCGGAGGAUCAGGAAGCCGGCUGGCUGACGGGAUUUAAGCAAAGCGAUUGGAUGACGCUAGGAAGCAGAGCUCAAAAGGGACUUUUCCCGGAAAACUUUACUCAACGUUUGGAGUGA